Orbilia oligospora ATCC 24927 is the source of this 843-nucleotide messenger RNA. RefSeq lists its product as uncharacterized. The record is from RefSeq and is a predicted model, not a curated record. Lineage: Eukaryota; Fungi; Ascomycota; Orbiliomycetes; Orbiliales; Orbiliaceae. Bases 1 to 843 code for a protein of 280 amino acids. The transcript is spliced from 3 exons. Gene Ontology annotation, molecular function: oxidoreductase activity.
AUGGCUUCGGAAUUUAAAGUUGCUAUUAUUACUGGUGGUGCUUCUGGUAUCGGCCUCGCCAUAGCCACCGAUCUCAAAAAUAAAGGCUGGACCGUCGUAAUCGCCGACAUAAACCCCACGACAGGCACCAAAGCUGCCCAAAACAUCGGGGCAAUCUUCCACCAAACCGACGUUUCCUCCUGGUCUUCCCAAUUGGACUUGUUCAAAACCACGUUCCAAAAACACGGUCGUCUAGAUUUCUUCGCUGCUAAUGCGGGGAUAGAUGACAAAAAGAGUAUUUAUGAAGAAACACCAGAAGAAUUGCAGAAUGAUGAACCGGCUCAGCCAUUUUUGAAAGUUAUCGAUGUGGACUUCGUGGCGGUUGUUUGGGGGGUAAAACUUGCUAGUUGGUAUAUGAGACGGAAUGCGAAGAAAGGUGGCGUGGUGGUUUUGACGAGUAGUGCUGCGGGAUUGUAUCCUAUGGUUACGAAUCCGUUGUAUGCGGGGUGCAAAGCCGCUUUGAUAAACUUUGCUCGCUCCGUUUCUUCAACUUAUAUUACCGACGGUAUCAGAGUCAACGUGAUCUGUCCAGCACUAGUCCCCACCGCCAUCUUCCCGGGAAACCUACGAGACUUCUUCCCAGAAGAACAUAUUACACCGGUAUCUACUAUUGUUUCGGCAUAUAACAAAUUCAUUGACGACGAGACUUUAACAGGACAGGUGGUGGAAUGUGCGCAGGAUCAACAUUAUUUUAGAAAACAAGUAGAAUACCCCAGUGAAAGUCAGAGGUGGAUGAAUGAGGAUAGUGGAGAGUGUUGGGGGAAGGCUUAUAAGGUUUAUUUCGCGGCUCAACAGGGGAAGUAA